Messenger RNA from Triticum aestivum (bread wheat), 4125 nucleotides. RefSeq names its product disease resistance protein Pik-2-like. The transcript has 3 exons. The coding region runs from base 16 to 3669 and encodes 1217 amino acids. Gene Ontology annotation, biological process: defense response to other organism. NCBI's taxonomy places the organism in Eukaryota, Viridiplantae, Streptophyta, Magnoliopsida, Poales, Poaceae. The record is from RefSeq and is a predicted model, not a curated record. Gene Ontology annotation, molecular function: ADP binding.
GCUUGAUCGGUACCGAUGGAGGCAACUGCGCUGAGCAUCGGCAAGUCCGCGCUGAGCGGAGCGCUCAGCUACGCCAAAUCCGCAGUUGCGGAGGAGGUGGCCCUGCAGCUCGGAGUACAGCGCGACAAGGCCUUCGUCACCGACGAGCUGGAGAUGAUGCAGUCUUUCUUGAUGGUGGCGCAUGAUGAGCAAGGCGAGCACAACAAGGUGGUCAGGACCUGGGUGAAGCAGGUCCGUGACGUCGCCUACGACGUCGAAGAUGGCCUCCAGGACUUCUUUGUCCGUGUUCAUCGGAAAUCCUGGUGGCGCAUCCCUCGCACGCUCCUUAAUCGGCGCCAUGUCGCCAAGCAGAUGAAGGAGCUGCGUGCCAAGGUGGAGGACGUGAGCCAGAGGAACGUGCGGUACCGCCUCAUCGACCGUGGAUCAAAACCCGCUAAUUCUUCUGACCUCACAACAACCGCUGCUGCCAUGUUCGGAGUUGAUGAAGCAACAAGGCAUGGUACAGAUCAGCACCAAUCAGGAUCAAGGUUGGAUCUUGCCCAGCUGAUCCUCAGCGACAAGAAAGACUUGGGAUCAGACCAAAUUGGAGUGAUCGGAGUGUGGGGAACGAGUGGCAUAGUUGGGCAUUCCUCCAUCAUCUUGGGUGCCUACGAGAAUCCAAGCGUCAAACUCAACUUCCCAUGCCGAGCGUGGCUUAGGGUGACGCGCCCUUUCCACCGGAAAGAAUUUGUCCAGAGUAUAGUGGAACAGUUUCGCGUGAGCACCAUAGGGGUGGUCGAUUUUCUGCUGGAGCCAGAGGGGGAGAAGACGAGCCAUGAGUUGUCACGUGAGUACAAUGGAUAUGUCAGCAAGAAGAGGUACCUGAUUGUGCUUACUGAACUAUCGACCCUUGAAGAAUGGCACCAGAUCAAAACCUGCUUCCCAGAAAACAAACUGGGGAGUCGGAUCAUAGUAUCCUCGGAGCAUGUUGAAGUUGCAAGCCUAUGCUCAGGCCAAGAAAGUAUUGCAUCUGAGCUCAAGCAGUUGUCUUCUUCACAAACCAUCUAUGCUUUCUACCAGCAGAAUUCUCAAGACGAUACAUAUUCAUCGAAGCCAACGUCUAGCUCAAAGCUACACUAUAUUGAUGAAAACGAGAUACAAGAAGUCCAAUGUAAUGUUGAUGUUGAUAGAAAGAUGGUAGUGCAAGAGAGACUUGCACGCACCAACACGAUGGCGGGUGUUCUCGAGGAAUUUCAGCUUAUUGGGCGUGAGAAAGAAAAAUUAGAUAUUAUUAAGCUAAUUGGAGAACAAGCUAGCACCCAACAAUUUCAGGUGAUUGGUGUGUGGGGGAUGGGUGGUCUUGGAAAAACCACUCUGAUCAAAGAUAUUUACCAGAAUCAUGGGGUCACUGGCAUGUUUGAGAGACAUGCUUUUGUCACAGUCUUGCGGCCUUUUAAGCUUCACAGCUUAAUAUAUCAACUAGUUGCAACGAAGAGUAUCCAAGACUUUGCAGGGGAUACCAAAAAAGAUAUUGCUUCCAUGGGAGUUGAAGAGUUGAAUGGAGUUUUGGGUAUGCUUUCGGAAGGAAAGAAAUGCUUGAUUGUUCUUGAUGACUUCUCUUCUACCACAGAAUGGGAUAAAAUGGUGCCUAGUUUACUUUCCAUGAAUGUCAUUGUGAUCACAACAAGGCGUGAGGAUAUUGCUAAACAUUGUUGUAAGAAACUAGAGUGCAUGCAGAGGCCAGCACAAUCACCAUCUUUUUCGGAGAGUAAACAAAAGGAGUGCAUAUACUUGCCUAGUGGUCUACGAGAUGAGGAUGCAUGUGACGUCUUCAUUAAAAAGGUAUUUAAGGAUAAAACCACAAAUUUGGCUAAGCAUUAUCCAGAGUUGGUUGAACCAGCGAAUAUGAUCCUUAAGAAGUGUAAUGGACUUCCUCUUGCGAUAGUAAGCAUAGGUGGCUUCUUGGCAGACCAACCAACAAAAACUGUUGUGGAGUGGAGGAAACUGAAUGAGCGUAUGAGCGCUGAGCUGGAGAUGAAUCCAAAGUUUGAGACCAUUUACACUGUGCUCAUGCAAAGUUAUGAUGGUCUCCCAUAUUACCUCAAGUCUUGUUUUCUGUACAUCUCCAUCUUUCCUGAAGAUCACAAUGUUAGCCGGAGACGUUUGGUGGAACGAUGGAUUGCGGAGGGCUACUCGAAGGACAUAUCCGUAGCGGACAAAUACUUCGUGGAACUCAUAGAGAGAAGCAUGAUAUUACCAACUCAGCAAUCAGUUUGUAGCAUACAAGGAUUUGACUCCUGCCAGCUACAUGAUCUCAUCCGUGAUAUCAGCAUUGCAAAGUCAAUGGAGGAAAAUCUCGUGUUCAGGUUGGAGGAAGGGUGUAGUUCUAACACUCAUGGUGCAUUUCGUCACCUUGCGAUAAGCAGCAAUUGGGAGGGAGAUGAGCGUGAGUUGGAGAGCACAGUGGAGCUGUCCCGUAUAAGGUCAGUGACAGUGUUUGGCAAGUGGAUGCCAUUUUACAUUUCUGAAAAGAUGAGGUUUCUUCGGGUGCUAGACCUAGAAGAUACUGAAGGUCUAGCUGAUCGUCACCUUGAGCACAUCGGGAAGCAUCUUCAUCUGAGAUACCUUUCUCUAAGAGGGUGUCACAACAUCUCUUACCUCCCGGAUUCAAUGGGUAACCUGAGACAGCUCGAGACACUAGACAUCAGAGGUACACGUAUAUUGAUACUUCCGAAAACUAUCACCAAUCUUAGCAAGCUGCAUUUUCUGCAUGCCUCGAACAUUUCACAAGAUCCAGUCGAUUGGCCAGCACUACCAUGUGUACCUUACCGAAUGCAUGUCAAUUGUCAUCGUGGUGCAUGUGCUCCUUUCUCUUGCUACGUCAUUGACGAGGUACAUUCUUUUGCUGUGAAUGUGCCAAGAGGGAUCGGGAAAUUGAAAACCCUGCACACGCUGGAUCGUGUGCACCUUGCAUGGGGAAAUGAGAUAAAAGGUCUCACUAGCCUGCGCAAGUUAGGAGUAGUGCUUGGCAUCAACACAAAAAUUGGGCUGGAUGUUUGUUCAGCCAUUUCUGCUCUCAGCCGCCUUGAGUCCUUGUCAGUAGAGUCACAAGAAGGAAAUUUAUAUGACCACUUGCAUGGCAUGUCAUCCCCUCUGGAAAACCUCCAGAGCCUCAAGUUGUCCGGCUACCUGAAAAAAAUGCCGGAAUGGAUCCAGAGGCUCCAGAAUCUCACGAAGCUUGAUCUAACACUUACCAAGUUAUCGGGAGACGGUGAAACCAUACAAGUCCUUGGGAACCUACCAAACCUAUCUAUUCUGCAUAUCAUGGAGGAAUCGUGUCAAACCAAUGGACCUAUCACUUUCCAUGGUGGACUUUUCAGAAGCCUCGAGGUCCUUGAGCUUUCUUAUCUGAUCAUGGAAAUCUCACUGGAGUUUGAGGCAACAUCAAUGCCAAAACUUGAGGUGCUGAGUCUGUAUCUUCUAGAAUCUACAGCUGACUUAUCUGGGCUGAAAUUUCUCCCAAGCAUCAAGGAAGUGCGGCUCUCUGUGAAUGUUCUUUUUUAUGAAAAUAUGACGAAAGAAGAGGUAGAAAAGGAAGCAAAACGCAGAGAAGACAAAGCCAAGGAAGACAUUACGAAGCAGCUUGCUGCCAAUCAAAAUGGAAACAGACCAAUUUUGAAGGUGGACUGAUGAGCUAGGUGGAAGAACUACUUGCUUUCCUUUAUCUUUUUUAAACAAACCUACAGGAGGAUGAGCUUGAGGAAGUAUGAGCAUAGAGUCUCAAGGUUAGCGAUUGUUGCCCGGGCACUUAUGUCCUGAUAUGGGUGUGGGCAUGCAGUCGGCUCUGUAAUUCUUUGUUUUCAGUUCCUACUAUGUACUAGCUUGUUAACUUUCAGUCGUUUUCGCCUUCGGGCAGUAACAUUGCACUCCCUAGCAAUAAACAGUACUGCUUUUGUUUGCAUUGAUCUGUCCGGCUUGCCAUUAGGUAGAAUCAACUGUGGAAGAGAAGGAUCUGCCUCUGUAAUGUAGUAUGAGCAAAAGAAUAUAAUCAUCCAUGAUCUGUGGGAAACAUUGCCUACUCUGCUCUCUGAAGAAGUGUCUUCCUGAAGGUUAUUUGUAAUCAGCAGUUCUCAGCUCGUCGGUUGU